AUGAGUGCCGGGAAGGAGGAGAUAGGCGUUCAGGCCCUGGGGAAGAAGCAGGUGUGGGCAGAGCAGGGGGGGACCCUGAAAAAGAUGGAAACGGUGGGAAGUUCUGAACUGGGAAAGAGGGAUCCCAACAAGCCGGUCCCCCAGGACACCAAGUUCAUUCACACCAAGGCCAACCGCUUUGAGGAAGUGGCCUGGUCCAAAUACAAUCCCCGAGACCAGCUCUACCUUCACAUCGGGCUGAAACCAAGGGUCCGAGAUCAUUACCGGGCCACUAAAGUGGCCUUUUGGAAACAUUUGGUGCCCCACCUAUACAACCUGCAUGACAUGUUCCACUAUACGUCCACCACCACCAAAGUGCCGCCUCCGGAUACCACCCACAGCUCCCACAUCACCCGCAGGCCCAAUGGCAAGACCUGGAGCACCAAGCGGCCAGCCAUCUCACCUGCCUACAGCAACGAGAAUGCCCAGGGGUCCUGGAACGGGGACCAGGAUGCAGGGCCACUCCUGGUGGAGAACCCUCGUGACUACUCCACUGAAUUAAGUGUCACCAUCGCCGUGGGGGCCUCCCUCCUGUUCCUUAACGUUCUGGCCUUCGCUGCCCUCUACUACCGUAAGGACAAACGGCGCCAGGAACCCCUGCGGCAGCCUAGCCCUCAGCGGGGAGCCGGGGCCCCAGAAUUGGGAGCUGCUCCAGAGGAGGAGCUGGCAGCGUUACAACUGGGCCCCACCCACCACGAGUGUGAGGCCGGUCCCCCCCAUGACACGCUGCGCCUCACUGCGUUGCCCGACUACACCCUGACCCUGCGGCGCUCCCCAGAUGACAUCCCACUCAUGACCCCCAACACCAUCACUAUGAUCCCCAACUCCCUGGUAGGGCUGCAGACAUUGCACCCCUAUAACACCUUUGCUGCAGGGUUCAACAGUACCGGGCUACCCCACUCACACUCCACUACCCGGGUAUAGCUCCAGCUCAGAGCACAGCCAAUCUCCCGGCUCCCUCCCUCCCAGAUCCAGGAACACAUGCACACACACACACACACACACACACACAUGCAGACACACACACGCACACACAUAUAUGUAUACGCACGCACCCACACCCUCCAGCAGACCCACCCGCACAAACAUAGACAGAUGUGGACAUGCACCCGCAUGUACAAAAACACAAAUACGGAAGUAAACCUGAACAAACCCUUUAAAUGGGGACGCAGAUGAGUCCUUGGGAAACUGAGGACCCAUGAAACAGCAGCUGAAGCCAGCUCCCUGAGCCUGACCAC
Messenger RNA from Piliocolobus tephrosceles (Ugandan red Colobus), 1277 nucleotides. Its product is annotated as neuroligin-3. Gene Ontology annotation, molecular function: neurexin family protein binding. The coding region runs from base 1 to 963 and encodes 320 amino acids. Lineage: Eukaryota; Metazoa; Chordata; Mammalia; Primates; Cercopithecidae. The record is from RefSeq and is a predicted model, not a curated record. Gene Ontology annotation, cellular component: membrane. The transcript has 2 exons.